GAGGAAUCAAUGACCAAAUGCAUCUCACCAUCGACGCUGUUGUGCAACAUCUCCAGGUUGUGCAUGCAAGAAUCAAGAACCGGCGACAGGAGGAGCUGUGGUUGGCGUACCUCUACCUUGAGGAGGAAAGAUGAAUCGACCCGGUUCUUGUGCUGCAUCGCAAGUGGUACUGGUGUGGCACCCUUGCUGCCAAGGGUCACCAUCGAUGCCCCGGUCACCGACAGCAACGACGCUGCUUGUGUCACUGGAGAGGAGAAGGCCGUCUUUUCCACCGCUGCCACAUCGUAUCGCUGUUUGAACGGGGAUGACCAUGACAUCGUCAAGAAGCUUUGGAGGAAUGGUGGUACAGGUAGUGGCAGUGAUGGGCGUGAGCGGUUGGUUCAUUACUGCCAACAACUUGCUCUUACUCAGCUCAGACGAUGCUGGGUAGGAGAACGCCUACGGCAAACCACUAGGGCAGAACGUGAUAUCUUAACUACGGUGCUGGAGCAUGUGAAGGUGCAGCUGGCAUCCCAUCCAUGUGAAGAGGGAGGACAUAGACGGGAUGCUGGGCUGGGUGAGGGUGCUCGCCUAGAGUGUCUCGGAAGAAGGCGCCAUGGCCGCCGGAUUGGCAGAUCGGUGCUUCCUGGCAGUGCGGGAGGCGGUGGCCAGGAAGAGGGUUCGGCACGCAUCGGUGUCGAAUGGCCAGUCCUUGCAGGACCAACUCGAUGAGAAGAUUUUCUAAUGUAUUUUCAUGGUAGAUAUUGUUGAGAAAAUUCUGACCAUGGUAGAGGCUGCUGAUGAGAAGACGUUGAUCAUGGUGGAACCUGAUAAUAUCGACACAUGUUUCCAGAGGCUGGCAGUGAGCUAUACUCCUGAUCACCUAGCCGCCGAGCCUCGUUCGAGCAUUGGCGGCCAGAUGAGAUGCUAGAUGGAGCAGUCUGCGGGUUGCCAUGGCGCUCAUGUAGGGGAUGCUCGUUUGGCCAAGCCGGCCAGACUUGCUCUUUAACUUGAUGGAUGUUAUGUGAUGUUGGUCAAGCUAGAUGUGUGUUCAUCGUCAGCUCUCCAUGACUAUUUUUGAUGUAUGGUAUUUUGAGAUGGACAUGGUAGAUAGCUAGCAAUGGUUGGUGUCAUGUUGUGUUCUUGUGGCAACCUCGAGUCAAUACUUGGAUCUGAUCGGUCGAGUGUAGGAAGCUAGCUAGCUUAUGCAUGGUGGGUUGAUACGAAGUGUAUGUGUGGUAGAUUAACACACAUGAAUGCAAAUCACCAGAAUAACAAGCAGGACGUGGUAGCUAACCUGUAUGUUGGCUUGUGUAUUCAUAUAUAUACAGAAAUAAAUCCAGAAUUUCAGUUUGCUGG
Lolium perenne is the source of this 1338-nucleotide messenger RNA. Lineage: Eukaryota; Viridiplantae; Streptophyta; Magnoliopsida; Poales; Poaceae. The record is from RefSeq and is a predicted model, not a curated record.